UGUAAAAUUGUCACGUUUUCACUUCUCACUCUUUGUCACUUGUCAGUUUGUUGUUUGGAUUGGCUUGAUUAGCAGAUUUAGCACCAGGUUUGGUUUAAAUGGCUACGAGAAAAAGAUCAAGAAAUCCUCCAGCGCAUCUUAAAGAUUACACUCAAAUCAAGGAGAAUGUUACAGCGAGUGUUACAGUGAAAGACACAAGUACUGAAGGAAUGUACCAGAUAGUGCUUGAUUCGAAUGAUAAGGAAUAUGAUGUCGCUUUGAAAGAGUUGGAGAUUGGGGGCAUUCCAGCAAAUGAGGAAGAUUUAGAUAUUGGAACUAAAGUAGUGUGGAUGCACAGGGGAAGGACAGGAUAUGCAGCGGAAAUAAUAAAGCUUCCAGAUGGUGAUCACAAAGGCCCUGUACCCAUUAAGAAAGUAUUGAAGAAAAGAAGUUCUAAAGACUCUGUUUCAAGUGACGAUGAUGAUAAUGGCAACAAUGGUAAGUUGUCUCCAUCUUUGUCACCUUCAAAGUUUAAACUACAACCCAAGAAAAUAGAUCUUGGCUCAGAUGCAAGCAAGAGCACUGAGGGUACUUCCAAAUUCACCUUCAGUACUCCAAAGUCCAGUGUCAGUACUCCAAAUUCAAGUAUUUCUGGUGUGUAUGAAUUACCUGAGGGUGCACCUAAUAAUGAACUGUUAAUUAGUAUAGACAAGAAACUGACACAAGUACUGGAUUACUUAAGAACAGGAAGUUUAAGGAUUCAUAGUACUUCUAGUUCUGAUUCGGAGAUAUCUAAACAAGUAGUCUCACCACGUAUUUCUCCAUUUCCAGAUACUAAGGAGGAUGAUUUGGCUAUUUUAAAAAUGCCUAAAAAAACACCUGAAUCUUUUGCUCUAAGCCUUAUGGAUACACUGUUCACAGAUGAAGAGAUGAAAACCCAUUUGUUUAUUAAGAAGAAGAAAUCUCGUUCCAAUAAAGAAGAAUUAGACAGAGAGAGAGUUAGAAAGCUCUUUGCACAUGUAACUACUGAAUUUGGACAGGAAGCAGUCAAAUCUAAAUUUUCAUCAAUAGUGGAAAAAUGCAACCAGAAAUGUAGAGACAAAGGCAAAAGUUCUGUUAAGAAAGAAGAUGAAGAAAGUGCACUGGUAGAGAGUAUCAUUACCAAUGAUGACGUGUAAACAUUGAACAAUUCUCUUGAACUCAUUACUAUGGUUAAUUUGUUUUGCUUAUUGUAUCAAUCUUUGCGAGCAAUUUUAUCAAGAUUUUGUCAGAUCUUACAAAGAUCUUACCAAGA
Molecule: messenger RNA, 1273 nt
Organism: Amphimedon queenslandica
Lineage: Eukaryota; Metazoa; Porifera; Demospongiae; Haplosclerida; Niphatidae
Exons: 9
Coding region: 99-1157 (352 amino acids)
Molecular function (GO): DNA binding
Source: RefSeq, a predicted model, not a curated record